This is a messenger RNA of Amphimedon queenslandica, 1479 nucleotides long. RefSeq lists its product as uncharacterized. The annotation marks the transcript as partial. The record is from RefSeq and is a predicted model, not a curated record. Gene Ontology annotation, molecular function: nucleic acid binding; zinc ion binding. The transcript has a single exon. NCBI's taxonomy places the organism in Eukaryota, Metazoa, Porifera, Demospongiae, Haplosclerida, Niphatidae.
UCUUUAUUGGAAGGGAAAGCCAAGGAAACUAUUGCAGGCCUUGCCCUUACUGAUGCCAACUAUUCUACGGCGAUUGACUUAUUGGAGAAGAGGUUUGGCAGCAAGGAGAGGAUUACUGCAGCUCAUAUGGACGUACUGAUGAGCCUUGAUGUGGUCUCUUCUGAUCAUCAUAUUUUCGAGCUUCGUCGCCUGUAUGACAAGACUGAGUCUACAAUUAGGAGUCUAUCUGCAUUGGGAGUACCUGUGGACUCUUAUGGAGCAUUGCUGGCUCCUGUGUUCAUAAAGAAACUUCCAUCUGAGCUCAGACUUGCUAUUGCCCGAAAGGUUCCAGCAGAUGAUUGGAACAUUACAAGGAUACUGGAGGUGCUAUUAGCAGAGGUAGACGCUAGAGAGAGGGCCUCCCUGCCUAAGACUAAACAGAGUGGUUUUACACCAAAGCGUGGAAGGGAUUUUCCCACUACUGCCACUUUUAUUGGAGGUAGCCGGAGUGGUUGCUGCUUUUGCCAGCAAGAGGACCACACACCUGCCCAGUGUACUAAGGUCACUGGAGUUGAUGAGAGAAAGCGAAUGAUUAGAGAGCAGGGCAGAUGCUUUGUUUGCCUCCGCCCAGGUCACAUUAGUAAGCACUGUCGCUCUUCAAUGAGCUGUGCUACUUGUAGAGGGAGACAUCACUCUAGUGUAUGUAUGAGGAACUCAAAGCCCAAAUCAGGCCAGAGGCCUCCUACUGCUAGAGAUGGUGCUUCCCCACAUUUGUCUAAGGGGCUUAAUCCAGAGACCCCUCCAUUUGAAGGAUCAAAUACGGGUGCCACAUUCUAUACUAGUUCUAGAGAGUCUACUCUCUUGCAAGUGGCACGCGUCUUUGCCUUCAAUCUAAUCGAGCCUGGUAAUAGAAUGUCUUUAUAUGUCCUAUUGGACAGUGGGAGCCAGUGCUCAUAUAUUACUCGAAGUGCAUGCCAGAGGUUGGGAUUACCAUCUCUGGGCACUAAAUCAGUUUCUAUAAUGACCUUUGGGUCUAGAAAGGAGUGUCGUACUGAAUGCCAUGUUGUAAAACUGGGUCUUGAGCUUAAAAAUAAUGCUCAUAUGGAGCUUAAGCUGCUCACAGUUAGCCACAUUUGUGAGCCUUUGACGUAUGAAGCCAUAGAUUUGAAUAAGUAUCCUCAUCUGAAUAAUUUGGACUUUUCUAUUCCAUUGGAUCAUUGCAAGCAGAUAAAGCCAGACAUCUUAAUUGGAUCUGAUCAGUAUUGGUCUCUACUUACAGGUGAGAUAAUGAAGAGUAACAAUGGGCCUGUUGCUCUAAACUCAUGCUUUGGCUGGAUUUUAUCUGGUACUGCUGCUGUGAAACAGUCUAGUGCACGGAGUGCUACUAUGGUCACCCAUGUUUUAAGGGUUGAUGGUGUCCAUGAAGACAUGAGCCUAGAACAUAGAUUACGUUCAUUUUGGGAGCUAGAAUCUUUAGGAAUUUUGAAGAUGAGAAUUUAG